Oldenlandia corymbosa var. corymbosa is the source of this 315-nucleotide messenger RNA. Lineage: Eukaryota; Viridiplantae; Streptophyta; Magnoliopsida; Gentianales; Rubiaceae. The record is from the annotation of a GenBank genome assembly.
AUGGAAGGAUUCGAGGAUGAAAAAUGGGACUGGUUUGAGAUUAUCAAUGCUUGUGUUAUCCUUCACAAUCUUAUUCGAGUAGAAGAACCUAAUGAUCCAUUACUGGAAGAAGUUGAUCAUGAGAUUCUUAACCGAGUUAAUCCAGAUGGUGAUGAUCAGAAUGAGGAAGAACAGAAUCAGCCAAACAUGCAAGGUGGUGUGAAUGUUGAAGACUCUGAUCGCAUUACACUUGUGCAAUCUACACAUGAGUGGACUAGAUUUAGGGAUGCAUUAGCUCAAGCUAUGUUUAUUGAUUAUCAAAACAGGCUUAGAUGA